GAACGAGGAAGCAGGAAGGGGAUGAUCUCUUCGCAACGAAGCCGAGAUCGUCCCCCGCCGGGUAAAUGCCUGGGGCACCACACGAUGCCAAGCACCGCCAAGGCCGGUGCCAAGGCGCAUUACAUCAUCGCGCGGCCGUCGGCAAAUUCCCCCAAAUCAAAUCUCUCCGUCCGUCGGUUCAUCCGCUGCAUCCCCAGCUUCUUGACACUCCGUCAUACCAUUUACCCAUACCAACACAAUGGCCUCAAUUAUCCCCCGUGCCGGCCUCCGCGCCUUCACCGCUCUUCCCCGGGCCACUCCCUUGACCAGGACCACUUUUGCCUCCAAGCUUCCCCGCACCCAGCCGUUCUCGCAGCCCUUCGCUCGCCGAUUCCUCGCAACCGUCCCGCAGGAGCAGCCCCGAAUCCGUCUUGGAUCGACCGCCCCCAACUUCAAGGCGACCACGACCCACGGCGAGAUCGAUUUCCACGAAUUCAUCGGCGACAGCUGGGCCAUUCUCUUCUCGCACCCGGCCGACUUCACCCCCGUCUGCACCACCGAGCUUGGCGCCUUUGCCAAACUCAAGAAUGAGUUCGACCAGCGGGGCGUUAAGAUGAUCGGGCUGAGUGCCAACGACCUCGGCUCCCACGACAAGUGGAUCGACGACAUCAACGAGGUGUCCAACACCAGCGUCCAAUUCCCCAUCAUCGCCGACGCCGACCGGAAAGUCGCCUUCCUGUACGACAUGAUCGACCAGCAGGAUCUGGAUAACAUCGCGGAGAAGGGCAUCGCGUUCACCAUUCGCUCGGUGUUCAUCAUCGAUCCCACCAAGAAGGUCCGCUUGACCAUGAUGUACCCGGCUUCGACGGGCCGCAACUCAGCGGAGGUGCUGCGCGUCAUUGAUUCGUUGCAGACCGCGGAUAAGAAGGGCAUCGCGACCCCGAUCAACUGGAAUGUCGGCGAGGAUGUGAUCGUCCCGCCGUCGGUGUCGACGGAGGAUGCGCGGAAGAAGUUCGGCGAGGUUAGAGAGUUGAAGCCGUACCUGCGGUACACUAAGCACUAGAUGUAGGAUAGAUAGCGUGUUAGAUGGUGUAUAACAGUACAGCUUUUGCUGUUUUACUUGGUCGGAUUUAUGUUGUAGUGGACUAAUGGAG
Aspergillus steynii IBT 23096 is the source of this 1133-nucleotide messenger RNA. RefSeq names its product peroxiredoxin. The record is from RefSeq and is a predicted model, not a curated record. Gene Ontology annotation, molecular function: thioredoxin peroxidase activity. Bases 239 to 1042 code for a protein of 267 amino acids. The transcript has 3 exons. Gene Ontology annotation, biological process: cellular response to oxidative stress; cell redox homeostasis; cellular oxidant detoxification. Lineage: Eukaryota; Fungi; Ascomycota; Eurotiomycetes; Eurotiales; Aspergillaceae. Gene Ontology annotation, cellular component: cytosol; mitochondrion.